Molecule: messenger RNA, 1962 nt
Organism: Podospora anserina S mat+
Lineage: Eukaryota; Fungi; Ascomycota; Sordariomycetes; Sordariales; Podosporaceae
Exons: 2
Coding region: 1-1962 (653 amino acids)
Biological process (GO): glycerophospholipid catabolic process
Cellular component (GO): intracellular membrane-bounded organelle; cytosol
Molecular function (GO): A2-type glycerophospholipase activity
Source: RefSeq, a predicted model, not a curated record
AUGCAUAUUCUAGAUUACUCUACCACCCUCGCUGCUCUCCUCCUCACCACCUCCAACCUUGCCUCCGCCGAACCCAUCCCAGUCCCAGCUGUCCAGCUCUCCCAACCCAACCAUGAUUUAAUCCUCAGCCCUCGCGCGCGUCCCAACGCGCCCAGCGGCGGCUAUGCGCCCCAGGAAGUCAACUGUCCCAGAAACAAACCCACUGUCCGUCUUGCCGAUGGCAUCUCCAAGCAGGAGGAGGACUGGCUCGGGAAGCGAAGGAAGGAGACGGUGAAGCCCAUGAUUGACUUCUUGAAGAGGGCCAAUCUGGAAGGGUUCGAUGCCGAGGCUUACAUCAACCGUGUGGCUCCGGAUGUGAAGGAUCUUCCCAAUGUUGGGAUUGCCGUUUCGGGGGGUGGUUACAGGGCGUUGAUGAAUGGGGCCGGGUUCGUCGCUGCUGCCGACAGCAGAACCACGGGUGCGACUGGGGAGGGACAGAUUGGGGGGUUGCUGCAGAGCAGUACUUAUUUGGCUGGUUUGUCUGGUGGUGGUUGGUUGGUGUCAAGCAUUUACACCAACAACUUUAGCACGGUUGAGACGUUGAGGAACGGGAGGGAGGGGAGCAGUAUUUGGAAGUUUGAUAGGAGUAUCUUUAUUGGGCCGAACUUGCCUGGGAUUUUUGAUACUACCAGGUACUGGUCUAGGGUGGCUAGGCAGGUUGCUGCGAAGGCGGAUGCUGGCUGGGGCCGUGCCCUGGGUUAUCAACUCAUCGACGCCGAAGACGGCGGGCCGGCCUACACCUUCUCCUCCAUCGCCCUAGACGAUGAGUUCUCCGCCGCCCGCACCCCCUUCCCCAUCCUCGUAGCCAACGGCCGCUACCCGGGGGAGAGGAUCAUCUCCCUCAACGCCACGGUCUACGAGUUCAACCCUUACGAAAUGGGCUCCUACGAUCCCACCACGUACGGUUUUGUUCCCAUGGAGUACCUCGGCUCCAACUUCUCCCAGGGCGUCAUCCCCUCCAGCGGAAAGUGCGUCAAGGGGUUUGAUUCCGUGUCCUAUAUCUACGGCACCUCCUCCAGCCUCUUCAACGCCUUCAUGCUCCAAAACAUUUCCUCGGUCGAAGGCGUCCCUACCUUCCUCCUCAACGCGGCAAACGCAACCCUCAACAUCCUAGACAGCAACGAAAACGACAUUGCGCAGUACGAACCCAACCCAUUCCUGGGCUGGAACAACGCCACCAACCCGAGCGCGCAAAAAAUCGAGCUUGAUCUCGUCGAUGGAGGGUUAGACCUCCAAAACAUCCCCCUCCACCCCCCUCAUCCAACCCUUCCGCCACGUCGAUGUCAUUUUUGCGGUAGACAGCUCGGCAGACACGACGCACAACUGGCCGAAUGGCACCGCCCUCCGCGCCAGUUUGGGACCGCUCCCAAGGCGCCAUCGCCAACGGCACGCUGGUUCCCUCCCGUCCCCGACCAAAACACGUUUAUUAACCUCGGGCUUAACAACCGGCCCACGUUUUUCGGGUGUGACGUCAAGAAUUUCACUUUGGAGGCCGGGCAAAAGGUGCCCCCGUUGCUGGUUUACAUCCCUAAUGCUCCUUAUAGCGCCAAUUCGAACGUCUCGACUUUUACGAGUAGUUACCCCGAGAGUCAGAGGAAUGAGAUCAUCACUAAUGGGUAUAAUGCUGCCACGCAGGGGAACGGGACGCUGGAUGGGGAGUGGAACAAGUGUGUGGCGUGCGCGGUGUUGAGUAGGAGUUUGGCGAGGACGGGGACGGGGGUGCCGGGGGAGUGUGGGAGGUGUUUUGAGAGGUAUUGCUGGGAUGGGAGGUUGGAUACCAAGGCUGUGGAGGGGGAGUAUGAGCCGGGUUUUAGGGUUGGGGAUGCUUCUACCAAGGAUAGUGCUGCUGGGAGGGCGGUGGUAAUGGGGACUGGGAUGGGGCUGGUGGUUGGGUUGUUGGGGGUGGUGGUGAUGAUUCUUUAG